GUUACGUUUCCCGCGUAUAUUCGGUUCUGUUUAGUCUGGCGUUUUGUGUUUAAACAAUGCAGGCGCUGGAAGAAACAGACAAUGUUAAGGUUGCUGUGAGAUGUCGACCUAUGAGUGAGAAAGAAGUUUCAAUGAACUAUAGGACAGUGACUACGAUCAGUGAACUAGAUGGAUGUGUAACCUUGAAACGCAGUGAUUCUGGUGAUGAUCCUCCAAAGUGUUUUAUAUUUGAUUUUGUAUUUGGCUGCAACAGCAAGCAAACUGACAUAUAUAACAGGGUAGCUAGACCAAUAGUUGAAAAAGUGCUGGAGGGCUAUAAUGGUAAUGUUUUGAAUAAUGACCGUUCUUUCUAUCGAAAAUUAAAAAGGAACUAUAUUUGCCUACGGCCAAACAGGAACAGGAAAAACAUUUACAAUGGAAGGGGUUCGAUCUGUACCGGAACUGAGGGGCAUAAUACCGAAUUCAUUUGCACAUAUAUUUGGGGCAAUCGCAAAGGCUGACACGAAUACAAGAUUUUUAGUUCGCGUUUCAUACUUGGAGAUAUACAAUGAGGAGGUAAUAUAUUCUGUCUCAUUGUUUUCUAGUUACGAGCCAAAAAUCAUUAUUUCAUUUUGGAAUAUGUGAAUCUUGAUAUCAAACUAUUUUCACGUGAUAAUACAUUCUGCGUUUCCGUGCCCAAAUAGUUAUCUUCUACAAAAGAAAGCUGCCGCCUAUGACCUAGUUUCAUAUAUUCUGAUACCGCGUUGUAUCGAAAUAAGGGCUAUCUAGGGUCGAGAUUUUGAUUAGAGGAU
Heterobilharzia americana is the source of this 791-nucleotide messenger RNA. NCBI's taxonomy places the organism in Eukaryota, Metazoa, Platyhelminthes, Trematoda, Strigeidida, Schistosomatidae. The record is from the annotation of a GenBank genome assembly.